Cyprinodon variegatus (sheepshead minnow) is the source of this 1276-nucleotide messenger RNA. RefSeq names its product caspase 3 (gene casp3). Gene Ontology annotation, cellular component: cytoplasm. The transcript has 6 exons. Gene Ontology annotation, biological process: apoptotic process; erythrocyte differentiation; keratinocyte differentiation. The record is from RefSeq and is a predicted model, not a curated record. Bases 113 to 874 code for a protein of 253 amino acids. NCBI's taxonomy places the organism in Eukaryota, Metazoa, Chordata, Actinopteri, Cyprinodontiformes, Cyprinodontidae.
UAGUAGAAACAUGUCUAAUGUUGAACAGACACCUUUUCCUCCAUGCUGGUAGCAGCUGACGGGGCAGAGCAGAAGAAGAAGCAGCAGCUGCAGCAAUAAGGUUCAUAGGAGCAUGGGAGACGUUACCGAUGGCGACUACACUAAAGACGGCAAUGGAGACACUGUGGACGCCUUAAAAUGGCGUGAAAAAAGUUCUAAGCAAAACACUGCAGAAGAUACGAAGGUGAAGAGAAGCUCGGGCAGUGAUGCAAAGCCCUCAGACCCUUACCGCUACCGAAUGGACUACCCAUGCAUGGGAACCUGCCUGGUCAUCAACAACAAGAACUUCGACAGGAGCACAGUGGCUGCAGACGACCACAGUCAGAACGCGUCGUUCGUCUGCGUGCUUCUGAGUCACGGCGAUGAGGGCGUGGUUUACGGCACCGAUGGAUUCGAAAAGUUCGAGGAUCUGAUCAGAUGCCUUAAAGGAGACAAUUGUAAAAGCCUGGUGGGGAAACCAAAGCUGUUCUUCAUACAGGCGUGCCGAGGUUCAGCCCUGGAUGACGGCUGUUCGAUAGAGACGGAUUCUGUGGUAGAUCAGACAUCUGAGCGGAUUCCUGUAGAGGCAGACUUCUUGUACGCGUACUCCACAGCUCCAGGCUACUACUCCUGGAGGAACACGAGCAACGGCUCCUGGUUCAUCCAGUCUCUGUGUAAAAACCUGGAUAAGUUCAGCGGACAGCUGGAGCUGAUGCAGAUCAUGACCCGUGUCAACCACCAUGUGGCGUUGGACUUUGAGUCUGCGUCCACCCUGCCCGGGUUUGACUACAAGAAGCAAAUCCCCUGUAUUGUGUCGUUGUUGACCAAAGAUUUCUACUUCCAUAAUAAACAAUAAACGAUCUGAAUCCCUAAUCUGAUUCAUUACUCCUCGGCUCUGGGAGAGAGAAGCACUAAAAGAGCGGCCUUGAUUUCACUCAGUGUAUACAGACAACUGACUUUGGUUUAAUAAGGAGUUGUUUUUCAUUUGGGGUCUUUUAUAUGUCAUAUAACUUUUUUUUUAAGAAGCAGGACAGCCAACUCACAGAUUUCUGGUUUUCAACCAACACAAAGUUCAUGUAACAAUUUAGCUGCUUUCAUCCAGCUGGUUGCUGCUAAUAACCAACUGCAGGAUUCAAAACGGGUCUUUAAACGGUUUAAAGGUCCAUCAGAUUCUCAGACAAGCUUCUAAAUGUUCCUUUAAAAUAAAAGGAGUAGUUUGGCUGAUUGGAAAUACAGACAUCCCAAGUUCCAAAAACUC